Molecule: messenger RNA, 2003 nt
Organism: Oryza sativa Japonica Group (Japanese rice)
Lineage: Eukaryota; Viridiplantae; Streptophyta; Magnoliopsida; Poales; Poaceae
Product: protein DETOXIFICATION 49
Biological process (GO): xenobiotic detoxification by transmembrane export across the plasma membrane
Cellular component (GO): membrane
Molecular function (GO): antiporter activity; xenobiotic transmembrane transporter activity
Source: RefSeq, a predicted model, not a curated record
ACAAAGCCGGCCUCUCUCCUCUGCAGCAACAAACCGGAGGGUCGGCUCACACAAAGCUACACUCCAAACGUGCAGCGCAGCAGCAGCAGCAAUGGCGAGUCGCCACAGCGAUGAGGCGACGCAAUGCCACCAACAAUUGCUUGUCAUGCCGGCGGCGACGGCGAGCUAUCCCAAGCUGCAUGAUCGCCCGAGGCUGGCCGGCGCCGCCGCCGGCGUUCUUGGCGAGGUGGCGUCCAUCCUCUGCCUCGCCGGGCCGAUGGUCGGCGCCGGGAUCCUGCUGUACCUGCGCUCCCUGGUGUCCAUGGUCUUCCUCGGCCGCCUCGGCCAGCUCCCGCUCGCCGGCGGCUCGCUCGCGCUCGGCUUCGCCAACAUCACCGGCUACUCCGUCCUCUCCGGCCUCGCCGGCGGGAUGGACCCUGUUUGCGGCCAGGCGUUCGGCGCGGGGCGGACUGACCUGCUCCGCGCCGCGCUCCGGCGCACCGUCGUGCUGCUCCUGGCGGCGUCCGUGCCCAUCAGCGCGCUCUGGGUGGCCAUGCACCGCGUCCUCGUCGCCACCGGCCAGGACCCGGACAUCGCCGCCACGGCGUACGCCUACAUCCUCUGCUCCCUCCCCGACCUCGCCGUGCAGUGCUUCCUCCACCCCAUCCGCAUCUACCUCCGCGCGCAGUCCGUCACGCUCCCGCUCACCUACGCCGCCGCCGCCGCGCUGCUGCUCCACGUGCCCAUCAACGUCGUCCUCGUCGACCGCCUCGGCCUCGGCAUCCGCGGCGUCGCGCUCGGCGCGGUCUGCACCAACCUCAACUGCCUCCUGUUCCUCGCGGCGUACGUGUGCCUCUCGGGAAUGUACGGCGGCAGGGCGAAGGCGUGCGCCUCCGCCGCCGCGCCGGCCGCCGGCGAGGAGGACGACGACGGCGGCGUCAGGGAGUGGUGGAGCCUGGUGAGGCUGUCCGUGCACAGCUGCAUGUCGGUCUGCUUGGAAUGGUGGUGGUACGAGAUCAUGGUGCUCCUCUGCGGCGUGCUCGCCGACCCCAAGGCGGCGGUGGCGGCCAUGGGGGUGCUGAUACAGACCACCUCGCUGAUAUACAUCUUCCCGCACUCGCUCGGCUGCGCCGUGUCCACCCGCGUCGGCCACGAGCUCGGCGCCGGGAGGCCGGAGCGGGCGCGCCUCGUGGCGCGCGUCGGCGUCGGCCUCGGCGCGGCGCUCGGGAUCGUGGCGUUCGGGUUCGCGGUGUCCGUGAGGGCGGCGUGGGCGCGGAUGUUCACGGCGGAGGACGCCAUCCUGAGGCUGGCGGCGGCGGCGCUGCCGCUGCUGGGCGCCGCCGAGCUGGGGAACUGCCCGCAGACGGCCGGGUGUGGCGUGCUGCGCGGCAGCGCGCGGCCGGAGAGGGCGGCGAGGAUCAACGUGGCGGCGUUCUACGGCGUCGGGAUGCCGGUGGCGCUGGCGCUGGCGUUCUGGCCCGCGGGGCUGGACUUCCGGGGGAUGUGGGGCGGCAUGCUCGCCGCGCAGCUCGUCUGCGCGUGGCUGAUGCUGCGCGCCGUGCUGGGCACCGACUGGGCGGAGCAGGCGGAGCGCGCGCGCGAGCUCACCGGCGGCGGCGACGGCUACGCCGCCGUGGCCGCCGUCAUUGUCGACGACGACAAAGCCAAGCAGCAUGCAGAAAUGGACAAACCGCAACAGGUUGACAACACAUUGCUCAUGGCGAUCGAUUGUGUCUAGCAAAACCAAGCAGCAGCAGCAACACCAAUUCUUGGAUGAUUGCAUCCAUGAUUCUUUAGUUAUAGGUUUUUUUUUGCCUUAGUAUUUUUGUAAUUUUACCGGAUUUUUUUUUCAGGGAAUUCAAGCAAUCAAAAGCUGAACAUUCCCUACUUUUUAGCAUUUUUUUCCUCUUUGAAAUGAGGGAACCUAAGAGAUAAGAAAUUUACAGUGAAAACAGAGAGUGGCCAGUGUACAAAAGUAGCCACUAUUGCCAUCAGAUUUCAUAACAAUGCCAAACUUUUUUUUC